ACCCAAACGUACGAUCGCCCGUAACGCAUAUGUGUGUUGAUCGGCACCGUUUGUGUGUGUGUGUAUUGCUGUUAUCCUUUUUUCCUUCUUUCGCGUGAUCCCGUUUUCCUAUUUUCUUUAUGCCCAGUUUUUUUUUCAAACAAGACACCUUGCAACCGAGGAAUUACUCGAGCGUAUCCGUGUGGCUCAAUACUUCGCGAUCGUGCGUACUGGUCGGGUGAAGUAGAUCGAAAAUGAAAUUCGUUCAAAAACCAACCGUACAAUCCACAACAAUUCUAUCAAACUCUUCUUCGCUCCCUCUAUUCAAGUUCUCUCUCUCUCAUUCGUAAAUUCAUGUGUUGUUUUCCUUUUAAACCGUUCUACAAAACUUACCCUAUUGUGACGGUUUUUAUGGUGCUGCGUUCCCGUGUGCUGCGAUAUGUAUUGGUGCGUGUCUUUCCGGUGCGCACCCUAGGAAGGUCCUUGCGUGUAUCCUAGAACGCUGCCCGCAGGUAUUCGCCGCCCCGAGCAAACGCAGUUCGUAUCGAAUUCUGUUACAGUGCGGUUCGUUCUCGUGGCACAGCAGCACAGUCAUCAGCGUGUUUAGUAUUAAAGUGUUUUAAUUAUGCCAAUUUAUCGUAAAAAUAAACGUCCAAAGCCAGCAAGCUACGAGGUGCUAAAUAAUAAUGUCGACUACGGAACGCGUCGGAUCGAGCAGUUGCCACGGCCGUACAGCUGCCAGGUAACUCCCUACCGGGAGCUAGACUUCAGCGAACGGACAAAGCGAGCGGCCCAAGCAGUAGUGCCAUUUCUGCUUCCACCGUGCAAGGCCAUCUUCAUCGGUGAUGUGUCGAUCGGGAAAACGUCGCUGGUGAAUCGCUUCUGUCACGAAUCGUUCGAAGGUGACUAUACGGCUACGAUUGGGCUAGAUUUUGAGGUGGAACGGUUUCAGAUACUGAAUCAGCCGUACAAUCUGCAUAUAUGGGAUACGGCGGGACACGAACGGUUCAAAUGUAUCGCUCAGUCAUACUACCGGAAUACUAGCGUCGUGGUAGUAGUGUUCGAUAUGACCCGCCCCGAAACACUACUGAACGGGAAACGAUGGCUUGAUGAGGCACUGCGAUUGAAUCAAGGGCCGGUACUAAAGUUUCUCGUCGGCACUAAAAAGGAUCUUUUGAGCAAUCAGGCACUCUGUGAUAUCGAGCUGGAAGCAAUCAAGAUGGCGUACGAUAUUAACGCCGAAUACUGGCCAGUUUCGGCGCGAUCAGGUGAGAAUGUAACCAAAUUUUUCCGACGAAUGACGGCACUCGCUUUCGACUACGGUGUCCAACGUGCGAUGGAGUCGAACACUUCGCUAUUGCAACCGAACGGCAAUAGUCUACUGAAUCUGUACUUUCUGCGAAAGGAAAAAAAGGAGAAAAAGUUUCUGAAAUGUUUCAACUGUACAAUAAAUUAAUUUAUUAUUAUAUUUUACAAAACUCAGCUACCAUUGAA
This is a messenger RNA of Anopheles funestus (African malaria mosquito), 1473 nucleotides long. RefSeq names its product ras-related protein Rab-34 (gene RabX5). Gene Ontology annotation, molecular function: GTPase activity; GTP binding. The coding region runs from base 605 to 1435 and encodes 276 amino acids. The transcript has 4 exons. The record is from RefSeq and is a predicted model, not a curated record. Lineage: Eukaryota; Metazoa; Arthropoda; Insecta; Diptera; Culicidae.